UCUGUUGACAUUAUUCGGCCAAACUGGGCAAGUUCUGGACCACGGGAUGCGAGACUUCGUGGAAGGCGAAAAAGAACUUGUUUUUCUUCUUGCAGGCUUGGAACAGACACUAGUAGUGGAUCAAAUCGAUCGAAGAAAACCACAUCGUCAUCAAGUAGUGUACAGAAGCAUCUUCCAAAAUACAUUCAGUCGUUGUUUCGUGGACGAAUGAGCACCGAUCCAUGUAAACGUCACUCGAGAAAAGAUUCGAGCGAAAGCAAUGCAAGCAGCUCGGCUGCCGUUCUUGAGUUCACGCGUCAACUUCAGAAUUACCCGUUGACAAGAAAAGAGGCGCAUCGGCAAAUGUGCCGCAGCAAUGAUCAGCAGGAUUCACCUGAUUCAAAGGCACGACACUCAGGAUAUGUUCACCUACCCGAGCUCGAAAUCCACGCGGCAUCACCACCAAGAUCACCUGGACUACUUCCUGCAACGGCGAUUGAUGAGACGCAACAAAUGCUUGAUUUCCCACGGCCUUCCAGUCCACAAGCGAUCCCUGGCCUACCACAGAUAGAAAUCCGCCGGCCAUCGGCUCUGCCACAGUAUGACUUUGGAUAUUUCGUGAACUCUCCGGAACUGAUCGAUCGUGAGGUAUCUGACUGCACGCCUUUACUUUUGAUGGGAAGGUCAACACAAGGUGGCAGUCGAAAGAGCUCUGAUGAGACAUCUCUGGGAGGAUGGUCGAGUCGAGCUUCUUCUGUAAUGUCGCAGCGGUCAUCUCGCUCAAGUGCCGGAUUACGCCUCUCCACCUUUUCAGGAGGCACCAGUAUUGCCUCUGACAAUUCGGGACCGUUCCUCUUCAGUUUCGUAUUACGUAAACGAGCAUCAACCAUUGGUACAAGAAUUCCGAUCCCACGUCGUGCCCUAUCCAGACUGUCUGGAGACAGCUUGAGAGUACCAGAUCGCGACAACACCCUCCAGCUCGCCUCCAUGACCGAGAUGAAUCCCGAUUUUCAUUGUAUUCGACAGCUGACAUUGAAUCUGCUCACCAUAUGCUCAAAAAGGUUAGGUGCAAGCUUUUAA
Molecule: messenger RNA, 1059 nt
Organism: Ostertagia ostertagi
Lineage: Eukaryota; Metazoa; Nematoda; Chromadorea; Rhabditida; Trichostrongylidae
Source: the annotation of a GenBank genome assembly